This is a messenger RNA of Sceloporus undulatus (fence lizard), 2168 nucleotides long. RefSeq names its product signal recognition particle 54 (gene SRP54). The transcript is spliced from 16 exons. NCBI's taxonomy places the organism in Eukaryota, Metazoa, Chordata, Lepidosauria, Squamata, Phrynosomatidae. The coding region runs from base 279 to 1793 and encodes 504 amino acids. Gene Ontology annotation, biological process: SRP-dependent cotranslational protein targeting to membrane, translocation; SRP-dependent cotranslational protein targeting to membrane. Gene Ontology annotation, cellular component: cytosol; signal recognition particle, endoplasmic reticulum targeting. The record is from RefSeq and is a predicted model, not a curated record. Gene Ontology annotation, molecular function: endoplasmic reticulum signal sequence receptor activity; GTPase activity; GTP binding.
CGUGACACGACCCGGAAGCGGAAGUCCUCGAGAAAGAAGCAGGAGCGAAGCGUCAGUGGGGUGGCGGUGGUGACGUGACUCUUUCGCUGGUUGCCUGGAUGCGGGGGCGAGGCUAGCUUUGCCUCUCGGCCCCGGGCCCCAGCCGCCGCCGGCUUCGCGAGGCGCCCCCGGGACAGCUGUUGCGCCGCCCCGGAGCCAGGCCUCCGCCUCCUCCGCCGCUUCGGAGCCAAGGAGCUUCUCUUCCCGAUCAUAUUUGAACUGACUGUGAAGUUGCCAAAAUGGUGCUAGCAGAUCUUGGGAGAAAAAUAACCUCAGCAUUGCGCUCACUAAGCAAUGCUACCAUUAUCAAUGAAGAGGUUUUAAAUGCAAUGUUAAAAGAAGUAUGUACAGCACUAUUGGAAGCUGAUGUCAACAUAAAGUUAGUGAAGCAACUAAGAGAAAAUGUCAAAUCUGCUAUCGAUCUUGAAGAGAUGGCUUCUGGCCUCAACAAGAGGAAAAUGAUCCAACAUGCUGUCUUUAAAGAACUUGUUAAGCUUGUAGAUCCUGGAGUCAAAGCCUGGACACCAACAAAAGGAAAACAGAACAUAAUAAUGUUUGUUGGAUUGCAAGGAAGUGGCAAAACAACAUCAUGUUCAAAGUUGGCAUACUAUUACCAGAGGAAAGGCUGGAAGACAUGCUUGAUAUGUGCAGAUACUUACAGAGCAGGCGCUUUUGACCAGUUAAAACAGAAUGCAACAAAAGCAAGAAUUCCAUUUUAUGGCAGUUAUACAGAGAUGGAUCCUGUGAUUAUUGCAUCAGAAGGUGUUGAAAAAUUUAAGAAUGAAAACUUUGAAAUAAUAAUCGUUGACACAAGUGGUCGUCACAAACAGGAAGACUCUCUGUUUGAAGAAAUGUUGCAAGUUGCUAAUGCCAUACAACCAGAUAAUAUUGUUUACGUGAUGGAUGCCUCUAUUGGUCAAGCCUGUGAAUCUCAAGCAAAAGCGUUCAAAGAUAAAGUUGAUGUUGCUUCUGUGAUUGUGACAAAACUUGAUGGCCAUGCAAAAGGAGGUGGGGCACUUAGUGCAGUUGCUGCCACUAAAAGUCCAAUCAUUUUUAUUGGUACUGGUGAACACAUAGAUGACUUUGAACCCUUUAAAACACAACCUUUUAUCAGCAAACUUCUUGGUAUGGGAGAUAUUGAAGGAUUGAUAGAUAAAGUAAAUGAAUUGAAAUUAGAUGACAAUGAGGCUCUUAUAGAGAAACUAAAACACGGUCAAUUUACCUUGAGAGAUAUGUAUGAACAGUUUCAAAACAUCAUGAAAAUGGGACCCUUCAGUCAAAUCUUGGGUAUGAUCCCUGGUUUUGGAACAGAUUUUAUGAGUAAAGGCAAUGAACAGGAAUCAAUGGCAAGGUUAAGGAAACUGAUGACGAUAAUGGACAGUAUGAAUGAUCAAGAACUAGAUAGUACAGAUGGGGCCAAAGUUUUCAGUAAACAACCAGGAAGAAUCCAAAGAGUAGCAAGAGGUUCUGGUGUUUCAACUAGAGAUGUUCAAGAACUACUAACACAGUACACAAAAUUUGCACAAAUGGUGAAAAAGAUGGGUGGCAUCAAAGGACUUUUCAAAGGAGGCGACAUGUCAAAGAACGUAAACCCAUCCCAGAUGGCAAAACUGAACCAACAGAUGGCAAAGAUGAUGGAUCCUAGAGUUCUUCAUCACAUGGGUGGCAUGGCAGGUUUGCAAUCAAUGAUGCGGCAAUUUCAACAGGGUGCUGCUGGAAACAUGAAAGGCAUGAUGGGAUUUAAUAACAUGUAAAAAAAGCCUUAAUAAACUGACUUGGUUAACCAUAUUUGCUGAAACAUCAAUAAAAGAAUGAGAUCUCCUAUUUUUACAGUGGAGGGGAAUGUUAUUGCAGCAAGUGACACUUUUGAAACUUCAAUUCUGAGAAUUUCUAGAUUUAUUUCUAGAAAGUGGUUAUAUUUUUGCUUAAAUUAGCUUUUUUCUGUUUUAAUUUUGAUGUUACAUGGAGAUUUAAGUUAAAAAUUUAAUCAUGUACAAAUUUAAUAUUUAGAGGAACUUUUUAAUUGCCUUAAAUGGCAGCCGUUAUAUUUGUAAACAAUUCAAAUCGUUGGUUAAUACCAAUAUGUCACAAAUAUACUGUAAAAUAAACUUAAGUGAUUGUAAAUUUAA